This is a messenger RNA of Mercenaria mercenaria, 2972 nucleotides long. RefSeq lists its product as uncharacterized. The record is from RefSeq and is a predicted model, not a curated record. Bases 588 to 2972 code for a protein of 794 amino acids. NCBI's taxonomy places the organism in Eukaryota, Metazoa, Mollusca, Bivalvia, Venerida, Veneridae. The transcript has 12 exons.
UUGUUUGGUCAGUAAUGAUUCUAUAAAAAAGGUAAAGGUAAAGGUCUUGUUUAUUAUAGUGUCACCCCUUUUGAAAGGGCCAGCCAAUUUGGCUUAUGAGACACCUUUAUUGUGCGUACCAAUUACCUCCCAACUCCUACCACUAUACCAGGCGCCAGGUGGAUAGAAGUCGGUAACCAUUCAUUUAACUAGCUCGCGGCUCACGAACCGGCCUUUUCGGAAUGAGUCCCAUGACAAACAUUCCCCGGACGAACGCUCCCCAUGGGGCUCGAACCUUCGACCUGCCGAUCCCGAGGCGGACGCCUUAACCACUGGGCCACGGUUUCUAUAUGUAUGAUAUAAACAUGCCCCUAUUUGGGUCUUUUUUUUUCUUUUUUUUUUGCUUAAUAAUUGACCAAACAGGUGAACUGAAUUCCUAUGAUGUAAAUCAGAUAAGUGAUUCUUUAUUUUGCUAAACCUCUGUUGUCAUCUAUUUAGCAAAAUUGGUACUUUCUUUGUCAAUCUAGGGAGAACAGUACAGGAAGAUUGUUUAUUUGAAUUAUUUGUCCUUGAACUUUGACCCCACUGUCUGGUUCAUUCAUCAUGUGAUGUCAUCAUUGACCUCGGUAUUGGAGUCCAUGCCAGCCAAAAGGUCAUGUCUCAUCAUUGUGAAGGAAGAGUUCUCAAUCUUAGAGAACAGUUUACAUUUGUUGGAAGCCAAGUCGUCUGCUGCAAUAUCAAAAAUGAAAACACUCUACACAAAUAAAAGACCACUGGAUGGUGUUGAACCACUGAUAGAGCUGUUGUCUCUAACUUUACGAGCAAAGACAUAUCUUCUUAUGAGUCCUGAGGAACAACUUGGAAACAAGCUUUAUAAAAUUGUUCAAGCAAUCUUUCCAACAGCAUAUGAGCGACAUAAGAUGGUAGCAGAAGAUGAACUUAGACAUAACAAAUGGGAUACAGAACUAAGUCCCCAGCUAUUGAAUAUGUUGAUAGGAUAUAUACGAGAUGAGGUCAUAGACUACAAACAGAAUUACCAGUCAGCUUUCCAGAAGUAUUUCAAUAUAACAGUAGAGGCAGCUCAAGAGUUCUACAAACUACUGAUGUCUGAUGUUGCAGAGCUACUGAAGCAGACAAAAGACAUAAACGUAUUAAAGAUAAACAAGUUAAUGUUAAGUUUGGCAUACAGGCUGAAUCAGCUAGACCAGGACUGGAUGAUCUAUAUAUCUCCACAGAUGCAGACGUGGCGUGACCUUUUCCUGGUGGAGGCCCAGCAUUGGGGAGCCAUGUUGAAACGAGAUGUGCAGAAGUUGAUUACACAUACUGUCUCAUUGGACAGGUAUCCAGUGUGUGAGUUACAGUGGACUGGUUGCCUACCAGCCUCUAGUCGCAGAAAUGAAAGGCAGAGAACCAUUUCAAAGUCACUUACACCAUCUAUAAAUAGCGCAUUUACUUCACCACUGUCUGCAGCAUCAACUCCAAAUUUCAUGCCUGGUUUGACACCACUCCAUAGUCAUACUACAGAUCAAGGUCAUUCUAGGGCUUCAGAACACCGCAAACCUACAGAAUUCCCCAUUGAGACCCCAACAAGUCAUCAUUUUGAUUCUGCUAAUUCGCUUUUAGAAAGACGCCCCAGCUCUGACCCAGUCAAUAUAUCACAGAGUUCAUUAUUAAGCGGUUCAUAUCUUGGAGAUAUGGCGAGAUCUUUAGGUCACUAUGACGAAGAUAAUUUGCUCUCCUUUGCACAUCUCCGACAUAGUAGCUCUUUACCUAAUAUCCCAGCACGAGAAAAAUACAUAGAAAUGAUGCCAACUUCCUCAAAAGAAAAUAGUCAUACUAAAGAAACCAAGGUGAAGGGUAGCCAGCGGAAUCAUGGAUUUAGUAGAAAUAAUUCAAAUGUUUCACCAGAGAUAGCCAAAGUAAUGAGUUCAGGGAUAGAAAAGUGUCACAAUGAUGAAUCAGACGACAGUGGGACAUUAACAGACGACUCUUGCUCACAAGAAGCUGACUUCAGUUUCCCCCCAUUACAGGAAGUGACAUCCUCGCCACCAGUAGGUGGCAGCACAGAAAAUGCCCCAGUCACUAUGAUACCAGAUAUAGCUGGUAGUUCAGCAGUGGUUAGACCAGUGGUUCAGAAUACCUCUACUGCAGCCGUACCAGUCAAACCCGUUGCCAAGGUGCCGUCUGCUCAAGGCACCUCUGCUACAGUUUUCAAGCAAGUUGCUAAAGAUAUAUCAGGAAAGAGAGACAAGCAAGCAAAACCAGCUAAAUUGAAAAUAAAUAGCUCUCCUUCAAAAGUUGACAAAAUUCAAAGUGUGCAUUCAGAUAAACCAGUGCCAUAUAUUCAUUCAGUGCCAAGUCAUGGCCCUAUCAAAACUCGUGCCAGUAUUUUGAGAGAUUCUGAAACCCACCAUGUAAGAACCAGUGCAAAGCAUGUUGAAGAUUCACUCACAAACUCUCUGGUUUCAAAUUUGUCAUUAGCCCAACCACCAAAAACAAAUGAAUCAGUAUUAACAACUUUACCAAUAUCUAGCUCAACAGUGGAUGUAAUAAUUAUUUUGCAAAGACUUGUGGGUAUUGGCAAGGUGCUGUGUAGAACACUGGCACCCUCUAGACCUGGUUACGAAUCUGACCAAUCAGUGCAGACUUCCAGCAGAGAAGAUGACUUUCCCUCGCCACCAGUUUUCACAAAAUCUAGACAAAAGUUGUAUGACUGCUUUUUAAGUGCAAUAAGAGGAACAGUUACUGUGUAUGCUGACAAUAUGCUGUGUAUGGAUUUAUGUGGGACUACACAAUCUAUGGCUAGUAGACUUGCUGGACCACGGAUGAUAUGCUGCCAUUUGGAUGCUAACAUCGGAAGUGAACAGAAUGCAGGCACCUUACAUAGAUACGGAACUGAACAGAUUCCUGGGCUACAAAUCAAUCAUGAAACAGACAAAUCCAUUUUGGUAUUAACAUUUUUCCAGAUGGUUGAUGAUGAGAAACCUAGAUGA